AUGGCCUCCAGAGUCUCCCAGAUCCGCCCUGGAGGUCCUCCUCCUCAACUCCCACCCCUCAUUCCUGUCCUGCACCCAACCUCCAGGGCACCCACCACCCCCUAUCUGGUGUGUGAGAUCAAUGGGAGGGUCCCAUUGUUCGUGCGCGGGGGUGCUUUCACUGAAUGCUUGAGCUUGGAUGUGAUGGACGGGAUGUGGACGGGAACGGGCCACUGCGAGUUCUCUUUGGGCUCAAAAAUCAGUCGUAUCCUCUUUGAAAGACAUCUCUUAGAUAAAGCAGACCGGUACGCUUAUGGAAACAGUGACGACCUGGACUGGGAUCCAAAGACAAAAGACAUUGCAGAUGCAUCUGAACACACAUUCUCAUCUAGAAAAGAGAAAGACCCGUCCUGUAAGGCAGUUCUUCUGGCUGUCCUUAGUGUCUCUCUGCUGGUGGCUCUGCUGGCUCUGUGUGUACUGGGAAUUCUCUACAGCCCAUUUGAAAGGAUAAAGUACUACUAUUUCUCUUCAGAAAAACUGAGCUGGAUGGAAAGUCGAGAUUACUGUACGAAAACUGGAGGUCAGCUGGUCACAAUAAUAGGCAAAGAUGAUCAGUAUAAUUUGGCCUCAAUAAAGCUGAAAGAGGCACAUUGGAUUGGACUACAUGAUUUGUACACUGAAGGACACUGGAUGUGGGUGGACAGCACAACUCUCUCAGGAGAAAUAAUAUUGUCACCAUCACACUAUGAGAAACUGCAUGAGGCCCUGGAUGACAUGGAGGAGCACGACAUUAUCAGAAAGUCAGCGAGUGAUUAUGCAUCACCUCUGGUUUUAUUCUGGAAGAGGAAUGGUGAUCCGAGGCUGUGCACAGACUUCCGCUGGCUAAAUAUGCGCACCGUUAAAGAUGCACAUCCUCUUCUGCACCAAGCUGAUGCACUUGCAGCUCUGGCGCAUCGUGCAUUGCUGCCGCAUGCUGGUUUAUAUGCUGCACGAGUCUGUGUUAUCCAGAAUAAACAAGGAUCUGAUGGCAAGAAUUUUCGCAGUCUGUCUUUCGUUUCAACACAACGCAGAAAACACACUGCUACAAUUGCAACUGAGAAAUGUGCAAUGUUUUUUUGUGACAGGUUCUGGCACAAAAGGACAGCUGGUCUAUCUGAACCUGAUAACUGGACACAGGAGGACUCAGAUGGAGAAGACUGUGCUUGUCUGGAAACUGAGAGUGAAUGGUUUGAUGCUUCAUGCUCAAAACUAAAAAAGUUUAUCUGGGAAAAGUAAAACUGAUAGCAUGGUACACGAUACCAUUCAAAAGAUUAGGAUCAAUAAGAUUUCUUUUUAUGGACAUUAAUACUUUUAUUCAGGAAGUGACAGUAAAGGCUUUUACAUUGUUACAAAUGACAAAUAAAUGUUGUUGUUUUGUACUUUCUAUUCAUCAAAGAAUCAUGAAAAAUGUAGCACAGUUUCCACAAAUAUAUGAAGUGGCACAACUGUUUCUCGAGCAGGAUAUUGGAAUGAUUUCUGAAGGAUCAUACGACAUACGAAGAGUGGAGUAGAAAUGCUGAAAAUUCAGCUUCGCAUCACAGAAAUAAAUUAAAUUUUAAAAUAUUUUACAAUAGAAAAGUAAUUUUCUAUUGAAAAUAAUGUUUCACAAUAUCACUGACCUCUUUCAGAAA
Molecule: messenger RNA, 1649 nt
Organism: Cyprinus carpio (common carp)
Lineage: Eukaryota; Metazoa; Chordata; Actinopteri; Cypriniformes; Cyprinidae
Exons: 10
Coding region: 1-1254 (417 amino acids)
Source: RefSeq, a predicted model, not a curated record